ACUCAUAAAUGAGUAACAUGGCUUCCUUAAGCUCCCUAGUGUUUCUCCUUGCCGCUCUUACUCUCACCCCUCAAGGACUUGCUGACUAUGGUAAGCCCCCAGUAGAAAACCCACCAGUGUACAAACCCCCAGUUGAGAAACCACCAGUGUACAAGCCCCCAGUUGAGAAGCCACCAGUUUACAAGCCACCUGUUGAGAAGCCACCGGUUUACAAGCCACCUGUUGAGAAGCCACCGGUUUACAAGCCACCUGUUGAGAAGCCACCGGUUUACAAGCCACCUGUGGAGAAGCCACCAGUGUACAAGCCACCUGUUGAGAAGCCAUCAGUUUACAAGCCACCUGUUGAGAAGCCACCAGUUUACAAGCCACCUGUUGAGAAACCACCAGUUUACAAGCCACCAGUUUACAAGCCACCUGUUGAGAAGCCACCAGUUUACAAGCCCCCAGUUGAGAAGCCACCUGUGUAUAAGCCACCAUACGGGAAGCCACCUUACCCAAAGUACCCUCCAACAGAUGACACCCAUUUCUAAACUAUGUUAACAGAGGUAUAUUUAUGCUAAAUAAGAGGUGUAGCUACUACCAUUGCGAGAUGCUCAGAAUGUAGUUUAGUUUUUAUAAUUCUGGCAAGGGUUACUCUUGGCUUCUUUCAUUUCAGCCUUUUGUUUACAAUCAUUGUAUGGCCAAGAUAAGAGGAUCAUCAUAUAAAUGCAUGAAUGUCAAACGGGAAACAGAAAAUGGUGCUUUCUGCAUUGUACUCCAAAUUAUGAAUAAAAGAACUUUA
Molecule: messenger RNA, 781 nt
Organism: Abrus precatorius (Indian licorice)
Lineage: Eukaryota; Viridiplantae; Streptophyta; Magnoliopsida; Fabales; Fabaceae
Product: repetitive proline-rich cell wall protein 2-like
Exons: 1
Coding region: 9-530 (173 amino acids)
Cellular component (GO): extracellular region
Molecular function (GO): structural constituent of cell wall
Source: RefSeq, a predicted model, not a curated record